Molecule: messenger RNA, 1731 nt
Organism: Pteropus alecto (black flying fox)
Lineage: Eukaryota; Metazoa; Chordata; Mammalia; Chiroptera; Pteropodidae
Gene: MYOD1
Product: myogenic differentiation 1
Exons: 4
Coding region: 133-1035 (300 amino acids)
Biological process (GO): positive regulation of myoblast differentiation; muscle organ development; regulation of transcription by RNA polymerase II
Molecular function (GO): DNA-binding transcription factor activity, RNA polymerase II-specific; RNA polymerase II cis-regulatory region sequence-specific DNA binding; protein dimerization activity
Source: RefSeq, a predicted model, not a curated record
CAGUCGGGUGUACACUCAGACUCCCAGCACUUCGCUAUCGCGCCGCUCAGUUUCCCGAGCUGCAGAAAGUUUCGGGCAACUCCUGCGGCUGGGGUUGGGCAAAGCCAGGACUUAGCCUCCCAACUCCGGGAUAUGGAGCUGCUGUCGCCGCCGCUCCACGACGUAGACUUGACGGGCCCCGAUGGCUCUCUCUGUAACUUUGCCACAGCGGAUGACUUCUACGAUGAUCCAUGUUUCGAUUCCCCGGACCUGCGCUUCUUCGAGGACCUGGACCCGCGCCUGGUCCACGUGGGAGCCCUUCUGAAGCCAGAGGAACACUCGCACUUCCCUGCGGCCGUGCACUCGGCCCCGGGCGCGCGCGAGGACGAGCAUGUGCGUGCGCCUAGCGGGCACCACCAGGCGGGUCGCUGUCUACUCUGGGCCUGCAAGGCGUGCAAGCGCAAGACCACUAACGCUGACCGCCGCAAGGCUGCCACCAUGCGCGAGCGGCGCCGCCUGAGCAAAGUCAACGAAGCCUUUGAGACGCUCAAGCGCUGCACGUCUAGCAACCCUAACCAGCGGCUGCCCAAGGUGGAGAUCCUGCGCAAUGCCAUCCGCUAUAUUGAGGGCCUCCAGGCGCUACUGCGCGACCAGGACGCCGCGCCCCCUGGCGCCGCUGCGGCCUUCUACGCGCCUGGCCCGCUGCCCCCCGGCCGCCGCAGCGAGCACUACAGCGGCGACUCGGACGCGUCCAGCCCGCGCUCCAACUGCUCGGACGGCAUGAUGGACUACAGCGGCCCCCCAAGCGGUGCCCGGCGGCGGAACUGCUACGACGGGACCUACUACAGCGAGGCUCCCAGCGAUUGUCCCACAAUGGCAGGCCCUCAGUUUCCCCUCUGCCCCAAAGCGCUGGGCCCAGAGCCUGAGUCGUCUCCCGGCCCGCACGAGGCGGCCGCCCCGAGCGAGGAAGAUCGCAGCGCCCCCACACCAACCUCCGACGCUACCCAGCAGUGUCCCGCGGGCGCCAAUCCCAACCCCAUCUACCAGGUGCUCUGAGGGUGAGGGCGGCCGCGGCCGAGGACGCCAUUGUGCAUCGUCCGAGGGAUGGUGCCCCUAGGGUCCCAUGAGCCCAAAAGAUUGAGCUUAAGCGCCAACCUCCAUCCCCAACCGCGCUUUAAAAGCCACCCUUCCCAAGGGAGGAGAGGCAGACUGACGUGUUUCUGCCUCCUGCACCCCAGGGCAAAGACACGGUCCUUUUUUUCCACGCAGCACCCUUCCCUGAGACCCGCUGCGAUGGCCGUUAUGCACUCCUCCGUGGGCUAGAGCUGACCCUCGGGGAGUCAGGCCCUUCCUCUUUCUCGCAGCUUUCCCCGAUGGUGGGUGGGACCCGUGCAGACCUAAGCUAGGUUCCGGGACGCGGAGGUUGCUUAUGGGGGCGUGGCCUCUCCUUUCCCUAGCACUUGAAACAUCCUCUCUUUCCCACCGCCAGCGGGGUGCGCUCCGGUCCCAAGUGUAACAAGUUACGGUAACCACUCCCACCCCCUCCUCGUGUUCAGGACCACUUUUUGUAAUACUUUUGUAAUCUAUUCUUGUAAAUAAGAGUUGCUUUGCCAGAGCAGGAGCCCCUAGGGCUGUAUUUAUCUCUAAGGCAUGGUGUGCGGUGCGACAGGGACUUUGUAUGUUUAUACUGCAGGAGGGCGAGCCACGGGCGCUCGCUCAGCUGUUCGAAAUAAAAAGCUAAUUUAUACCGUG